AUGUCAUCUUUGCCUGUUUGGAAUGAUAUUUACCCAGUAAUGGAAUCUCGUUGUCACGACUCCUUAGUCGCACAGCGUAUUCCAUUCCUGGAAUCUUUACACUCAUUAAUUAAAAGUGAAACACUAGAAAUCUCACAACUAGGCUUUAUCUCCGCUAUUUUAUUAAAAACAUUUACUGUUUAUUGUGACACUGAAUCCAAGAAAAUUGUUAAAGAAAUAUUCAAGGAUAUUUUAUCGUUAGAACCUCAAUUAUUAGAAAAAUAUGUUCAAUUUAUCUUACUCCAAACUAAUAAAAACGUUGGAUCUAGAGCAAUAGUGGAUUAUACAAAUUUAUUAGAAUGGGUGAACCUUUUUAUAGAAUUCAUUUCCCAUGAUAAAGAACAAUUUGAAAAAUAUGCUCCAAAGCUUUUAGAAGCACUUUGUUAUGUUGGCACAUGUAUUGAAUCUUUUUUGGCUGCAAAUGAACCUGACAAAAAAAAUAUUACUGAAAAAAAUCAACAUUCUGUUAGAUUAUACAAAUAUCUUCUUCAAUCUACCAAAAAAACCUUUGUUCAAUGCCUUACAUCGACAGAAUAUUCUGUAAGCUAUGUUAAUGACAUUGCAAGAUCCGUUUUGGAUGAAUAUGUUAAAAAUAAACUACCAAUUACUGGUAUUGUAAUAGUAAUGGGUGCGUUAACUUCUGCUAUUUUGCAGUUGUCACAAUCCCACCCUGCCUUAUACAAUUUAUUAAAGGAGAAUUAUUGUGAAAAAUAUUGUAAAUUUAUCGCUAAAGAAGUUAUUUUAAGUAAAACACCACCAUCCACAUUCUGUCAGAAGUUGUUUUUGUCCCCAUUUAUUAAUGAGUUCCUUACUGAAGAUACUUUUAAGAGUGAAAUCUUACCCAAUAUUGAAAAGGCUAAUUUAAGAUCUCCUGAAUUAGGGUUUGCAAUCACAAAUGAAUUCUACUCAGCUAUUGAUUCUCGAAAGGUAGAUUUACUGAAUAUUUUUGUUACUUCUAAAUUAAUUGCCCAAACUUUUUCCUCCUUAAAAAGCUCAAAAGAAACAGUAAGGAAAAUUACACUUGAAUCCUUAUAUACUUUAUUAUCCACCAUUUGUAGUGAAACCACAAAAGUAGAAGACCUAUCAAAGUUUGUUGGUGAAGUCUUUAAAAAUAUCAAAUCAAAUUUGAAUGCUGAUUAUAAAGCUCUUGCAUCUAAAAUUUUAUUUCAAAUACCCAAAUUUUCUACUGACGCAUCUGAAAAAAUUGCUUUAAAUUUAUCCAAUUAUAUCUUAAAGGAGUCUAAUGAAAAUGCGCUAAUGUUAAUGCUAGAUGCAUUUUAUGCACACUACUUUUCUUUACAGAAAAGUUCACCUGAAAUCAACAAAACUAUUGAAAGUGGUUUUAAAGAAAAGAAGCUUAUUAUAAGAAAAUUAUGGUUAAUUGGUUAUUUAAAAAACAUUGAACAUGCAUGCUCAGAAUUAUUAGAAAACUUUGAAAAUCAAUGUUUUGAGUUUUUCACUGAAGUUUUAAAUAAUGAAAACAAACACGAGCACAAAAGUUUAUUAGCAUCAAUGGAAUAUUUAAAUAAAGAAUACACAAGAAUUCCAGACAAAUUUAAUUUAGUUGUCAACGAUAUCCCAAAUAAGGCUUUUUUAGGUGAUCUUUUGGUAAAUACUACGAUUUCUACAUCCCUAACAGUGAGUGAUCGUUUACGUGCUGCUGAUCUUUUGAAUCAUUUAUUCAAAAAGAAUCCAUUAACAUUUGGUUUGUCUGUCAUUAAAAGUUUAGAAAAGAAAAUCCAAACGGUUUCUACACAUGAAGAUGAAAAAAUAUCCUUUAGAUAUAUCACACCUAUUUUCAAAGCCAUUUCUCAACCAAUCGAAGAUAAAGAAUCCUCAAUAAAAGUAUUAGUUGAAUCAGUCGUUGUUUGCCAAUACCCAUUCCAACUAAAGAAUGGAUGGGCUGGCUUAGUGUUAAAUGCUAAACUUGAUCCUUCAUUAAUAGUUUCUGAAAACCGUGAGACAUUUAUGGAAAACAUAGAUGAUAUCACGAAGUCUGCUAAUUUAGUAAAUAAGGAAUAUUAUAGAUGUGCACUAAAUGCGGCCGCCUAUUUAGCAUUUAUUAAUCCUUUUGUCAUCACACCAUGUUUAAUCAAAUUACUAGAAACUGAUUUAGAUCUCGAACCGUUAACUAAGAUCUCUGAUGAAGAUAUAAUGAUAUGGAAAGGUGAAGAAGGUACUAUGGUGGUUGAUGUUCUUGAAAAGGGAAUGGCCAAGAAGAUAUCCCAUAAAAAUAGUAAGGAUUAUGAAACACUAAAAUGGGAACAAGAUGUGAGAAAAAUGCAAGCCAAGAAAAAUACAGUCAAAUACACAAAAGAAGAACAGUUACUUGUCAAUCAACAAUUAGAAAAGGAAUCUCAAAUAAGGUCCAAUAUUUGGUCUAUAGUUUCUCAUCUUAUUCGUAGUAUGGAACUUAUUCAGAAAUUAAGUGCCGAUGCUACCUUAGUGGAUAAUGGUGUCCAUAAGUGGUAUCCUAUAGCUGUAUCAAAAUUACUACAACUUGCUAAGAUUUCUAACACUUCAAAAAUUAUUGAUGAUAUGGUUAUUACCACCUUCUUAAAAUUGUCUGAAAAUGCCUCUGAAAGAUUAGGCACAUUCAAAUUAUUUAUUGGUUUAUCAAUUCUUCGUGUAAACAACAUCAAUAAUAUUCCCGAAAACUAUGUUGAAGAACCACUUGAAGAACUUCUAUCAAGAGUAUUAUUCAAAAUUAAGUUUGUUUCAAAUCAACAACCAUUAGAUCCUAUCACACUGACCUAUUUAUUACCAUUAUUAAUCAAUGUGCUAGAAGAAGGAAGAAAUGUUGCCUUGAAGAAUGCCAACAAACCCGUUCUAAAAACUGAGUUUGUUGAAGAAGACAAAGAAGAAGAACACCUGCUUCUUGCCAUGGAUAUUAUAUCUGCUCAUUCAUCUGUUUUUGAAGAUCCUUCGAUUCCAAGGGUAUCUAUCAUUGAUGUGUUAUUGUCAUUAUUAACAUUGGCUUCUAAGGCUAAAAUGGCUAAAGAAUGUUUCAAUGCACUUUGUCAAAGUAUUUCCGUAGCUCCAACCAAUUUUGAUCUUAAUAUUAUCCUUUCAAAGUUGUUAUCACCGAAUUCUUUCGUCCGUUCAACUAUUUUGGAAGCAUUAGAUAAUGAGUUCGAACUGGAACCUUUCAUGAAAUGGUCUACUGAAGUGUUUAUUUGUAGAUUUGAAUCUGAUGAAGCUAACCGUGAAUUAGCAGAUUUCCUUUGGGAAUUUAAUAAAUUUGUCAUAAACAAGGAUUUAAUGGAUUCACUUCUAUCACACUUCAAUCAAGAAGAUAGUGGGCUUCGUCUAUUCACUGCUAGAGCUUAUGCUGCUGGUGCAUUUGCUUUAGAAAAAGAGCAACCAGGCUCAUUACACACAUUUACCAAGAAAUUAUUAGCUUUUUACCAAGAAAAAGCUAAGCCAUUAGAAGACAUCAUUGAUGAAUUUGGUUUAGUGGUAGUUACUGCUGCAGAACGUAAGGACCCAUGGCAAGAACGUAGUACCUCUGCAAUUGCAUUAAAAGAACUAGCUGCUGGAUUCACUGAUGAUUCUGAUGAUGUUGUGAGUGUGAUUAAAUUCCUUGUUGAAGAUGGUGCUCUAGGUGACAUCAACUCAUUAGUUUGUCAAGAAAUAAAGGAAGCUGGUAUUGAAAUUAUUGCUAAAUAUGGAUCUAAGAAUUCCGAGAAAUUAAUUCCAAUCUUUGAAGAAUCUUUAAAAUCUGGCACAUCAAUUACUAUUAAAGAAAACGUCAGUAUUCUUUAUGGUACAUUAGCUAGAUACUUAAAAAACAACAAUCCAAGAAUUUCUAUCAUAGUAGAGCGUUUAUUGGCCACUUUAGAUACACCUUCUUCUGAUGUUCAACAAGCUAUUGGAGAAUGUAUUGCUCCGUUGGUAUUUCAAUUUAAAGAUAAGGUCCAAGACUACAUCAAUAAUUUAAUGGGUAAAUUAUUAGACCCUGCUGUUCCAACAGCUCUUCGUAAAGGUGCGGCAUGGGGUAUAGCUGGCUUAGUCAAAGGUUAUGGUAUUUCUGCAUUAUCAGAGUUUGAUAUCAUUAGAAACACAAUCGAAGCUUCAGAAGAUAAGAGGGAGGCAAAACGCCGUGAAUCUGUCGCAUUCUUAUAUGAGUACUUUUCCAUCUCAUUAAAGAGGUUCUUUGAACCAUAUGUUAUUGAGAUACUUCCAAAUAUCUUAAAAAAUCUAGGUGAUUCCGUUCCUGAAGUCCGUAAUGCCACUGCUGAGGCUACUAAAGCUAUUAUGUCAAAUACAACUAGUUUUGGUGUCAGUAAAUUGAUACCUGUAGCUAUCUCCAAUUUGGAUGAGAUAUCAUGGAGAACUAAGAGGGGAUCUGUUGAACUUUUAGGAAAUAUGGCAUACUUGGAUCCUGCUCAAUUAUCUGCUUCUUUGUCAACUAUUGUCCCACAGAUCGUCGGUGUUUUAAACGAUUCUCACAAGGAAGUUCGUAAAGCCGCUGAUGAGUCAUUAAAUCGUUUCGGUGAAGUUAUCAGAAACCCUGAAAUCCAGCAACUAGUUCCUGUUUUAAUUAAGGCUAUUGGUGAUCCAACAAAAUACACAGAAGAUGCCUUAGAUGCUUUAAUUCAAACACAAUUCGUCCACUAUAUUGAUGGUCCAUCUCUUGCUUUAAUUAUUCAUGUUAUCCAUCGUGGUAUGCAUGACAGAUCUGCCAAUACUAAGAGAAAAGCUUGUAAAAUCGUUGGGAAUAUGGCCAUUUUAGUUGAUACAAAAGACUUAAUUCCAUAUUUGCAACAAUUAAUUGAAGAAGUUGAAAUAGCAAUGGUUGACCCAGUUCCAAAUACCAGAGCAACUGCAGCACGUGCCUUAGGUGCAUUGGUGGAAAGACUGGGUGAAGAGCAAUUCCCAGAUUUAAUUCCACGUUUAUUAGACACCUUAAAAGACGAAAGUAAAUCAGGUGAUUGUUUGGGUUCUGCUCAAGCACUUGCUGAAGUUAUCAGUGGAUUAGGUAUUGAUAAAUUAGAAGAGUUACUUCCAACUAUUUUGGAUGGUGUGUCAAGUAGCCGUACUUAUAUCAAGGAGGGUUUUAUGCCAUUGUUAUUGUUUAUUCCUAUUUGUUUUGGUGCUCAAUUUGCUCCAUACAUAAAUCAAAUUAUUCAACCUAUCUUGGCUGGUUUGGCUGAUGUAAAUGAAGACAUUCAACAAAAUGCUUUGAAGGCUGGUAAAUUAAUUGUAAAAAAUUAUGCAACAAAGGCUAUCGAUUUACUAUUACCUGAAUUAGAAAGAGGUAUGUUCGACGAAAAUGAACGUAUCCGUUUAUCUUCUGUCCAACUAACUGGGGAAUUAUUAUUCCAAGUUACUGGUAUAUCCUCUAAAAACUCAUUCAACGAGGAAGAAAGUGAAUAUCAUGGUGAAAUUUCAAACAAGAUUGUGGACAUUUUAGGUAAAGAACGUCGUGACAGAGUCUUAGCUGCAUUAUUUGUUUGUAGAAACGAUACAUCAGGUAUUGUGCGUGCCUCAACUGUUGAUAUUUGGAAGGCACUAGUUCCAAAUACUCCACGUACUGUUAAGGAGGUUCUUCCAACAUUAACGGGUAUUAUCGUUACGAAUUUGGCUUCUUCAUCUGAAGUCUUACGUAAUAUUGCUGCUCAAGCCUUAGGUGAUAUGGUUCGUCGUGUUGGUGGAAAUGCAUUAUCUCAAUUAUUACCAACUUUAGAAGCAUCACUUCAAGAAUCUAUUAAUCCAGAUUCUAGACAAGGUGUCUGUAUUGCUUUGCACGAAUUAAUUGAAUCAGCUCAUGUAGAAUCUUUAGUGGAAUUCCAAUCAUUAAUUGUUAGUAUUAUUCGUCAAACUUUAACAGACAAUGAUGAAUCUGUAAGACAGGCUGCUGCUUCUGCUUUUGAUGUCUAUCAAAGUGUUACUGGUAAGAUAGCUAUUGAUGAAAUUAUUCCUUAUUUAUUACAUUUGUUGGAAUCUUCUGACAAUGGUGAAUUUGCUCUAUUAGGUUUACAGGAAAUUAUGUCCACAAAAUCAGAAGUGAUUUUCCCAAUUUUAAUUCCAACACUAUUAGCACCACCUAUUGAUUCAUUCAGAGCCUCUGCACUUGGCUCUUUGGCAGAAGUAGCUGGUACCGCCCUGUAUAAGCGUUUAUCGACCAUUAUCAAUGCGCUUGUUGAAAGUUUAGUUUCUACCGAAUCCUCCCAAGAAUCUGACUCCUUAAAGACUGCAUUGGAUAAAAUAUUACUGUCUGUUACUGAUGAGGACGGUUUACAUCCUUUAUUACAACAAAUAAUGUCCUUAGUUAAAAAUGAUGACGUGGAAAAACGUGUUGUUAUCUUGGAACGUCUUCCAAAUUUCUUUCAAAGUACAGUUUUGGAUAUUGACAUGUAUAUUCCAGAUUUUGUUUCCCAUUCUAUAUUAUGUUUGGAUGAUGAUAACCCUAGAAUUAUGAAAUCCACCUUUGCUGCUUUAUCUGUUUUGAUCCAAAAGGUGGAUAAACCAAUGUUGGAGAAGUUAAUUAUUCCAGCCAAACAGAGUCUUCAACUUGUUGGUACUCAAGGUCAAGACUUAGCAGCAUUCAGUCUUCCAAAGGGUCCAAACUGUGUUUUACCAAUCUUUUUGCAUGGUUUGAUGUAUGGUUCCAGUGAUGAGCGUGAAGCUUCCGCCUUAGCCAUUGCUGAUAUUGUCUCUAAGACUCCAGCAGCAAACUUGAAACCAUACGUUAGUGUCAUUACUGGUCCAUUGAUUCGUGUUGUUGGUGAAAGAUUCAAUAGUGACAUCAAAGCAGCUAUCUUAUAUGCCUUAAAUAUUUUAUUUGUCAAGAUCCCACAAUUUUUAAGACCCUUUAUUCCACAGUUACAAAGAACUUUUGUCAAAUCUUUAAGUGAUGCUUCUAAUGAAACAUUAAGAUUACGUGCUGCUAAGGCGCUUGGUACUUUAAUUGAGUAUCAACCUCGUGUCGAUCCAUUGGUUAAUGAAUUAGUCAAUGGUGCCAAACAGACAGAAGAUGAGGGUGUUAAGACUGCUAUGUUAAAGGCCUUAUUGGAAGUAGUUACAAAAGCUGGCUCUAAAUUAACUGAAGCUUCCAAAACUAAUAUUAUUAACCUUGUUGAAGAACAAAUGUUAUCAAGUAAUGAUAAAUUAGCCAUUGCAUAUGCUAAACUAAUUGGUUCGUUAUCUGAAAUUCUAUCUUCUGAUGAGGCUCGCAAGAUCCUACAAGAGAAGGUAUUAUCUGUCCCAUUAGAUGGUAAAUCUGGUAAAUUUGCAAUUUUAGUUUUGAAUUCAUUCUUAAAAGAUGCACCAAAUCAUAUUUUCCAAGAAGAUUUACUCCAACAAUUUGUCAAUUAUAUAUUAAGUGCUAUCAAUUCACCUGAUAUUGAAUUAAGUGAACAUGGUGUAAUUGCUGCAGGUAAGUUACUGUUAUUAAUUGGUGAAUCUAAAUCACCAUAUUCGAAGGUUAAAAAUGAAAGUAAAUUUGGGUUAAAUGAAGAACAAAUCAAAAAGAUCAUUGACACCUUAUCUGUUGCUACAUUGAAACCUGUUAGUAACUCUAAUGAUGUGAGAAGACUCUCUUUGGUUGUGAUUAGAACAACAGCAAGGUAUAAAUUGAAUGAAUGUAUAAAGCCAUACCUUGAUACAUUAGGUUUAUCUGUGUUUUCAUGUUUACGUGAUCCUAUAAUUCCAAUCAAGUUGGCAGCUGAAAAAGCAUACUUAGCUAUUUUCCAAUUGAUUGAAGAUAUUGAUAUGAAAGAAUUUACAGAAUGGUUCAACAAGAUAUCCGAUGGCAAAACAAGUCUUGAUAACAUCGUAGGGACUAUAGUUCAAGUCAGAUCUAUAGGUGAUUACACAAAAAGAGUUGGUAAAAGAUUAGCCAAUGUUGAAAGAGAGAGGAUUGCUGCCGGUGGUGAUGCAGAGGCUAUGUACAGUGACAGAUUCGAAGAUGAAAAUGAAAUCUGGGCAGUUGGCAAUGUAGAAAUAAAAUCUGAUCUUUAG
Messenger RNA from Arxiozyma heterogenica, 8004 nucleotides. It is a transcript of the gene GCN1, whose product is annotated as Gcn1p. The record is from RefSeq and is a predicted model, not a curated record. The transcript has a single exon. Lineage: Eukaryota; Fungi; Ascomycota; Saccharomycetes; Saccharomycetales; Saccharomycetaceae. Gene Ontology annotation, cellular component: cytosol. Gene Ontology annotation, biological process: cellular response to amino acid starvation; regulation of translation. The coding region runs from base 1 to 8004 and encodes 2667 amino acids. Gene Ontology annotation, molecular function: protein kinase regulator activity.